Messenger RNA from Mesoplodon densirostris (Blainville's beaked whale), 1365 nucleotides. RefSeq names its product histamine receptor H3 (gene HRH3). The record is from RefSeq and is a predicted model, not a curated record. Bases 1 to 1365 code for a protein of 454 amino acids. The transcript is spliced from 3 exons. Gene Ontology annotation, cellular component: membrane. Gene Ontology annotation, molecular function: histamine receptor activity. Gene Ontology annotation, biological process: adenylate cyclase-activating adrenergic receptor signaling pathway. Lineage: Eukaryota; Metazoa; Chordata; Mammalia; Artiodactyla; Ziphiidae.
AUGGAGCGCUCCCCGCCCGACGGACCGCUGAACGCGUCGGGGGCGCUGGCAGGCGAGGCGGCGGCGGCGGCGGCGGCGGGCGGAGCGCGCGGCUUCUCCGCCGCCUGGACCGCGGUGCUGGCGGCGCUCAUGGCGCUGCUCAUCGUGGCCACGGUGCUGGGCAACGCGCUGGUCAUGCUCGCCUUCGUGGCCGAUUCGAGCCUCCGCACGCAGAACAACUUCUUUCUGCUCAACCUCGCCAUCUCCGACUUCCUCGUGGGGGCAUUCUGCAUCCCACUGUACGUGCCCUAUGUGCUGACUGGCCGCUGGCCCUUUGGCCGGGGCCUCUGCAAGCUGUGGCUGGUGGUGGACUACCUGCUGUGCACCUCCUCUGUCUUCAAUAUCGUGCUCAUCAGCUAUGACCGCUUCCUGUCAGUCACCCGAGCCGUCUCCUACCGGGCCCAGCAGGGCGACACGCGGCGGGCCGUGAGGAAGAUGGUGCUGGUGUGGGUGCUGGCCUUCCUGCUCUACGGACCCGCCAUCCUCAGCUGGGAGUACCUGUCGGGGGGCAGCUCCAUCCCCGAGGGCCACUGCUACGCUGAGUUCUUCUACAACUGGUACUUCCUCAUCACGGCCUCCACCCUCGAGUUCUUCACGCCCUUCCUCAGCGUCACCUUCUUCAACCUCAGCAUCUACCUGAACAUCCAGAGACGCACCCGUGUCCGGCUGGACGGGGCACGCGAGGCGGCUGCCUCGGAGCUUCCCCCCGAGGAGGCCCGGCCCUCCCCGCCGCCGGCCGCGCCCAGCUGCUGGGAUUGCUGGCAGAAGGGGUGUGGGGAGGCCGUGCCGCUGCCCAGGCGCGGGGUGGGGGGCGGCAAGGCAGCCCCAGGCACUGGGGCCGAGGCUGGGGCCGCGGCCCUCGGGGGCGGCAGCGGUGGAGGUGCCGCGGCCUCGCCCACCUCCAGCUCUGGCAGCUCCUCGAGGGGCGCCGAGCAGCCGCGCUCAUUCAAGCGGGGCUCCAAGCCGUCCACAUCCUCGGCGUCCCUGGAGAAGCGCAUGAAGAUGGUGUCCCAGAGCAUCGCCCAGCGCUUCCGGCUCUCGCGGGACAAGAAGGUGGCCAAGUCGCUGGCCGUCAUCGUGAGCAUCUUUGGGCUCUGCUGGGCCCCAUACACACUCCUCAUGAUCAUCCGGGCCGCCUGCCAUGGCCCCUGCGUCCCCGACUACUGGUACGAGACGUCCUUUUGGCUGCUGUGGGCCAACUCGGCCAUCAACCCUGUCCUCUACCCGCUGUGCCACUACAGCUUCCGCCGGGCCUUUACCAAGCUGCUCUGCCCGCAGAAGCUCAAGAUGCAGCCGCCCAGCUCCCUGGAGCACUGCUGGAAGUGA